CGCGUGUUCUUCGUUAUUAUUGGACGGUCAAUUCAAUUUAUGAUGUUUUUCCCAACAAUUUAUUAGAUUAUGAAAAAGUCACCUAUCGAUUUAUUGUUGUUGUGGAGGCUGACGUUUUAACUGGUUCAAUAUGAAGGAUAGAACACCGUCCACCACUACAGUACCAUCCAACGAGUACAUGGAUGCAUUUAGUUCUAUCAAUGAAAGGCCGGUUGACGAUAUAUCCUUAGAAUUCUUCUACAAACCACAUACCAUAACACUUUUGGCUGUAUCUAUUGCUUCUGUUAUCUACACGGCCUUUGUCAGAGAUGAAUCAACUAUUCAAGAUAAUAUUUGGUCAGGAAUGUGUUGUGUAGUAUUUUUUUUCCUCAUAAUAUCAGUGUUGACCUUCCCAAAUGGACCGUUCACUCGCCCACAUCCAGCUGUGUGGAGGAUUGUAUUUGGCAUGUCUGUCCUCUACUUACUGGCACUACUCUUCCUGUUGUUUCAAAGCCACUCUACAGUUUACGAAAUCAUGUACUGGAUUGAUCCAGAGCUUAGGAACUUUCAUAUCGACAUGGAUAAGGAAUACGCAGUUAAUUGUUCAGACAUAUCUAUAGCGAAAAUUUGGUCUCAUGUUGAUGUGUUUGCUUGGGGCCACUUCCUAGGGUGGUUGUUUAAGGCCUUGCUAUUCAGACACGCGGGACUGCUGUGGGCCAUAUCUGUAAUGUGGGAGAUCACAGAAAUUGCAUUUGCUCACUUACUGCCUAACUUCUUGGAAUGCUGGUGGGACUCUGUUAUUUUGGAUGUCCUAGUUUGUAAUGGUUUGGGGAUCUGGUGUGGACUUAAAAUUUGUAAAAUGCUUGAAAUGAGAGAAUACAAGUGGGUCAGUAUAAGGGAUAUUUCUUCAACCUCAGGAAAGAUUAAAAGAGCACUGUUGCAGUUCACACCAGUUCAAUGGAGUCCUGUACGUUGGCUGGAUCCAACAUGUACUUACAUGAGGUUCUUUGCAUUGAGUCAAUUAGUGGUGUUCUGGCAGAUAUCAGAGUUAAACACAUUCUUCCUGAAGCACAUUUUUGAGAUGCCACCUUCACAUCCUCUGGUUAUAGCGCGUCUUUGUCUUGUUGGAGUUAUCGUUGCUCCUUCUGUGAGACAAUAUUACACCUAUGUAACUGAUCCAAAAUGUAAAAGAGUAGGAACUCAAUGCUGGGUGUAUGGAGCUAUAAUGGUUACAGAAUCAAUGUUGUGCAUCAAGAACGGAAAGGAAUUAUUUGGGCAAGCUCAAGUGUGCAACGUGAUUGCAUGGCUAGUCAUUCAAAUUCUAGUAUCUGUAGGCUGUGUCUAUGGCGUUCUACUUUACCAUCGCUAUUUUGAACCUAGUCAAGAGCCUAUCACAAAUAGCCCUAAGAAAGAUGACUGAAUUUAAUUGAUUUUAAGAGGCAAAACCAUUUUUCAAGUAGUAAUUGUUGUGUUGUUAUUAGCAAAUUGUAGUUAUAGUUAGGUGUUCUAGAAAAAUUUCCUGUACGAAGGCUGUUUCUUUCCGUAGACUGUAUUGUCUAUAAAGACUGCUGCUACCUGAGUCUAUGUGUAUGAAUCCCAAAACUUGUUCUCAUGGAAUUGCGCUAACCAAUUCAGAAAUCUGUAUUCGUAUGACAAUGAAUGUAAGGGGCGAAAAUCGCAAUUUUCCAAUCACGUUAGUCGUUUGAUCUGAGUCGAUGUAAAUGAUGUCAUUUACACUGUUUACAUUUAGACAUAAGGCUUUUAAAGUAAGUCUCCUUCUACACAGCAGACCCCAGACGCGUCCUUAAUGACAGUGUUCAAAAUUUUUAAGGUUUUUUUUAUAAUAUCAAGGACAGGACGAACUAGUCGUGCGUCUGAUGGUAACCUACACGCCUGUCCACAACAGUUGCAAUGCCACUCUGAGCUUUAAAUC
This is a messenger RNA of Hyposmocoma kahamanoa, 1912 nucleotides long. RefSeq names its product phosphatidylserine synthase 1 (gene l(3)77CDf). The transcript is spliced from 7 exons. Gene Ontology annotation, biological process: phosphatidylserine biosynthetic process. The record is from RefSeq and is a predicted model, not a curated record. Lineage: Eukaryota; Metazoa; Arthropoda; Insecta; Lepidoptera; Cosmopterigidae. Bases 131 to 1399 code for a protein of 422 amino acids. Gene Ontology annotation, molecular function: L-serine-phosphatidylethanolamine phosphatidyltransferase activity.